Prosopis cineraria is the source of this 819-nucleotide messenger RNA. RefSeq lists its product as uncharacterized. The transcript is spliced from 3 exons. Bases 1 to 819 code for a protein of 272 amino acids. NCBI's taxonomy places the organism in Eukaryota, Viridiplantae, Streptophyta, Magnoliopsida, Fabales, Fabaceae. The record is from RefSeq and is a predicted model, not a curated record.
AUGAUUAUAUCUGGAAAGGAGGUAGCUAAAUUUGAGUUACUUUUUAUAAUGUAUGCAUUGGGAACCUUGCUAUUGUCAACCGCAAGUCUUGAGGUUAGCAACCGUAUAUUGAAGGUUGUUUAUGAGACACAAAAGAAACCAAGCGCAUAUGAUUGGGGUACGUUCAUUUUUAAUGAACUUUGCAAGGAGAUAGAAGACUACAAGAAACAGCUUAGCAAAGGCAAGGGAAGGACGAGGAAGAACGUUGGGGGAUGUAUCUACUUUCUAAUGGUAUGGGGCUUCCAAAAUUUUUCAGUUGGCCAAGGUUGUCCAAAAGUCAUAGAUGCUCUAAAAUAUUGGGAUGAUGAUAAAGUAAAUAUAAGAAUAAAGUUGGAGAAAAAGAGCAAUCGAGGCAUCUUGCAUGAGCCAACUACUGUACAUGGUAGUUCAUCUACCAAGGUGUAUCAAGAAUCGGCAUUUGUUCACCAGGAAGUAAGGAGGCUGUAUGGAAAAGUGCUGUCGUUUGUGUCUGACAUUGGAGAGGAGUUAAUGAGCUUACAAUCAAUGCUGCUUGGACAAGGCUCAAGAGAGGAAGAAGGUGAAAAAUCACAAGAGAAAGAAGAUGAUGAUAAAGGGAUAGAUUCUGAGGGAAAGAAUGAAGAUGAAAAAAUAGAAGAGGAAGGACUUGUUGAUGAGGGGACAGCUUUAGAGGAAAAAAAUAAAGAAGAAAAAUUAGAAGAGGAAGAAUAUAACGAAGAAGGAGAUGAACAAUCAAAAGAGGAAGACAAUGAAGAAGAAAAAUUAGAAGAGGAAGAAUACAAUGAAGAAGGAGCUGAAUAA